AUGGAGACCAGGGAGGAAAAAUCUGAAUGGCAGAACCUUGUGAAAGAGGCCGUUUUGAGUGAUUCUAGUGCACAGGAAUCCAACAGGGAAGAAAAACCUCAGACAUCCCACAUGAGGAGGGGCUCCAAACCCAGCCCAGGGUUCUCUGAGGAAGAACGACCCACCCUGAGCCAGGAAGGUGGACAGAGCUUCAGCCAGAGUUCCGAGCUGGUGGCCCAUGAGCAGCUUCCUGAUAAGGAGAAGCCCCACAAGGGCUUGGAGUGUGGGAAGAGCUUCAGACAGAGCAGCACCCUGAUCCGCCACCAACGCAUCCACACUGGGGAGAGGCCCUACCGGUGUCCCACAUGUGGGAAGAGGUUUCAGACCAGCUCCAAUCUCCUCCUGCAUGAGCGGAUUCACACAGAGGAGAGGCCCUUCCCCUACUCUGACUGUGGGAAGGGCUUUAAGCAAAAGUCCCACCUCAUCACCCACCGGUGCAUCCACACUGGGGAUAGGCCCUUCGAGUGUUCCCAGUGUGGGAAGAGCUUCACCUGCAGCUCUGCCUUGAGCAGACAUCAAUGGAGGCACCGGUAA
Zonotrichia leucophrys gambelii is the source of this 573-nucleotide messenger RNA. RefSeq names its product gastrula zinc finger protein XlCGF9.1-like. The record is from RefSeq and is a predicted model, not a curated record. Bases 1 to 573 code for a protein of 190 amino acids. The transcript has a single exon. Gene Ontology annotation, molecular function: RNA polymerase II cis-regulatory region sequence-specific DNA binding; DNA-binding transcription factor activity, RNA polymerase II-specific. Gene Ontology annotation, biological process: regulation of transcription by RNA polymerase II. Lineage: Eukaryota; Metazoa; Chordata; Aves; Passeriformes; Passerellidae.